AUGCCAGGGGAUCCUCGGCAACUCUCGUGCAACAAUAGCAAGUGGCGACCAACCAGCUUUUGCAAGACGAUGCCCGAAUCGAGGAUCAACUUGAGCUCGUCCGUCUCGAGUAUUGCGAGCGAGCCCAUGCCCGUGCUCCAGUCGUCGCUCACGAGCUCCUUCCAGAAACACUUUUUACAGAGCCACCACGAGAGUUGCCAUUCCAGACGCCACGAUACGUCGGCCAGAGGUCUAGAAGCUCCAGGAGCUCCUCGGGACACGCCGUUUGUGCCUCGACGUCCAGUUGGAGCUGUUCCUGAGCUUUUCGUGACUUUCCGACAUGUUUUGCUCUCUGUAGAUAUCCCCGUGCCACCUGCAGCAGCAGCAGCGGAAGCUACCUCAGGUCAAAUGAGUCGCGAAGCACUCGCUGCCAAGCAUCUUCCGACCAUACCGAACCACGUUCGAGGCCUUAUGGGAGGGCUCACUGCAAGCAGGACGUUUGUUCGUCGCCAACUUCUCAAAAACGUGACCGGUGCUUUCACACCGGGUUCGAUGACGCUGGUGCUCGGGCGCUCUGGAUCGGGCAAGUCGGUGUUACUGAAGCUAUUAAGUGGCCGUUUCAACGUGAAUGGGAAGAGCGUGACGCUGGAUGGCGAAGUGUCGUACAAUGGGUUAUCGCAGGACCAGCUGAGGUCACAGCUGCCACAAUGCGUGGCGUAUGUCCCACAGCAGGACACGCAUCUGCCCGUCAUGACAGUCAAAGAAACACUGGAGUUUGCAUUUGAUUGCUGUGCGAUUCACGCAGAUGCGAGGCCGGUGGGUACCGUGUACAAGACGCCAUCGCUGGAGUAUCCGGUCGCGCUUCCGACCACGUAUCUCGGUGGGGAGAGAGACCCAGUGGCUGUGACACGAGAACUCGGCUUGACACGCUGUCAAGGCACUAUCAUGGGCGACGAUCGCAUUCGAGGCAUCUCUGGCGGUGAAAAAAGCGCGUGA
Hyaloperonospora brassicae is the source of this 975-nucleotide messenger RNA. NCBI's taxonomy places the organism in Eukaryota, Oomycota, Peronosporomycetes, Peronosporales, Peronosporaceae. The record is from the annotation of a GenBank genome assembly.